Molecule: messenger RNA, 252 nt
Organism: Bipolaris oryzae ATCC 44560
Lineage: Eukaryota; Fungi; Ascomycota; Dothideomycetes; Pleosporales; Pleosporaceae
Exons: 1
Source: RefSeq, a predicted model, not a curated record
UUGUGGAAGAGCACGCUGCACCGUGUUAUCUAUCGCGGAGGGGACAAGUAUAGGAUCAGUGUGCUGUUUUUCUAUGAGUUGGAUUUUGAGGCUGUCGUGAGACCGCUAGAGAAAUGUGUGCAGAGGGCCUGGGGAAAGAGAAUCCAUGAGGGGAGCGCGUAUGGGGAGCAUCUAUUGACGACAGUGUUUAACAAUUUCUCUUAUAGCAAGAAGGCGGGUUGGAGAGUGUUUUGGGAGAAAAUCCGAUCUUAG